Molecule: messenger RNA, 6936 nt
Organism: Girardinichthys multiradiatus
Lineage: Eukaryota; Metazoa; Chordata; Actinopteri; Cyprinodontiformes; Goodeidae
Gene: phrf1
Product: PHD and ring finger domains 1
Exons: 19
Coding region: 129-5312 (1727 amino acids)
Source: RefSeq, a predicted model, not a curated record
GUAAUUUCAGUCCUUAGCCAGCCGGUGGUGUCACUCAUCAGCAGUACUUCAACUGAACAUACCCUUCACUGCUGAAUGGGAUAUAAGUUGUAAGAGAAGUUUCUGUGCUGUUGUUUCGAUGGUCAGCCAUGGAUGAAGAUGACAGCCAAGAUGAGCUGAUUAACCGCAGUUCAUCUCACAGCAAAGGAAAAAGAGCUGCAUUAUGGCCAAUCUCAGAUGAUUCAGAUGAUCUAGAGGAGGAGUCUGAAGAGGGAGACUUUGAUAGUGGUGAUGAAGAAGAAGAACAUAAUGCAAAUGGAGAAGAUGAUGAGGAGGAAGACAGUGAUGAGGAGGAUGAUAAUGAUGAGGAGGAAGAUGCUAAGCCAGAGAAAGGAGCCUUUGAGGGAAGUUCUGCUGACUUUGCAGAGAUGAGCUCAGAUGAGGACAGAGAAAAGUGUCCCAUCUGCCUGAACUCAUUCACUAGCCAGCCUGUUGCAACACCAGAGAACUGUGAGCACUACUUCUGUUUCGACUGCAUCCUAGAAUGGACUAAGAAUGCAAACUCGUGUCCUGUGGACCGCAUUGUCUUUGACAACAUAUACCUCAGGAAGUCUUAUGGAGGAAAAGUAAAGAAAAUUGUCACAGUUCAGAAGCCUGCAAAGGCAGGUCAGGAGGAAACAGUAGACCUAGACCUGGAGCAAACCAACUGUGAGGUGUGUGGGGGGAGUGACCGUGAGGACCGACUCUUGCUCUGUGAUGGCUGUGAUGCGGGGUAUCACAUGGAGUGCCUCACACCUCCUCUUGAUGCUGUUCCUGUGGAGGAAUGGUUUUGUCCUGAGUGUGAAGCCAACAAUCGCCAGUCAAGAGGUUCAGCUGAAGAGAUCAGUGACACAGAAAGCAUGUCCUCUACUCCCCGUCCGGCCACCAGUCGGCCUCGAAUUCGCACCGUCGGUCCCACCAGAGCUAUCGCCCGCACUCAACAGAGUGAGAGGGUUCGAGCCAACGUCAACCGACAUCGCAUAACCCAGGCACGCACAUCACAGCUGGCUCCAACAUAUCUGAUGCAGUCAACUUGGCUAGAUGAAACCAUUAAUGCUGUGGUUGCUGGGCUCAACACGGCCGUGUACGUACGGGAUAUCACCACUCGGGCCCCGUCAAGUCAAAGACGCAGAGCUGGAAGGCGUAGAAAGGUGAGAAGAAAGAAGACGUCUGCUAAGGGGAAAAAUGGUCUAGCAGGAAGCACUGGAGUUAAAAGGAGAAAACGACGAGUAAGGAAGAGGAAAAAAGCUAUUGACAGAAAGGUAGUCACUUCAAGAGGCCGUAUUGCUAAUAAUCUUGGAAUAGUUAAGGACAAGAAGAGCUCUUCACUUCCAACAGUAUACCGACCAGUAGAGAACACUUUGAGCAGCAUGCGGGCCGACAUUGGAGCCACAUCGCUGUCCAUCUAUGGAGAUCCAUUUGACCUGGAUCCUUUUGUUGACCAUGAGGAGGUUGAAGAGCAAGCCCAGGUUACAUCGUUGUUGGAGGCGAAAAGGCGAGGGAUCUCUCGCUCUGCCCUUCGCUCUCAUCAGCCUGUGGCCCGUCCAGUCACUGCCGGCCUCUCCAGGAGAGCUGUGGACGUGCCACACUCAGGGAGUGUUGUGGAGGCUGCUCCUGUUCCUGACCUGCUGGGAAGCAUCCUGUCUGGACAGAGCAUCCUCCUGAUGGACAGUUCUGAUGUUGUCAUUAGUCGAGACGGUUCUCUUAAAACUUCAAAGACAAUGAUGCCAUCUACACCAAUUCCAAGUAGUAGGAAAACCAGUAGUUCAAGUGAUGCCAGCGCCCUCAACAGCCCAGGAUGUUCGUACAACUUAGGAGACAACUCUGCAUCUCUGCACCACAAUGGGAAUCUAUCAGGAUCCUCACCUACCUCUGUGAAUGGACUUUUGACACCAAGAUCACCUCAUUUACUGUCCUUCGUGCCCCACUCAGCCAACCACAACCAACCAAGACCACAUUCUGACUUGACUAUUAGAGCAAAUCCAAGUUUGCAGCCUCCUCAUCCAAACAGGUCAAUUGCAACAAAUGGGAUGAGAGCUUUAAUAGAAACGCCUUCUUUAUCUGUUCACCCCAUUCAGGACUCCAACUUCAGGGACAAAGGAAUGACUCUGUCACAGUCCCAGUCUAAAAAAGCUCCUGUUAAACCCAUGUGGGUAGAUGUUUCAGUGCUUCCUCGGAUACCAAAAAUAAAAAGAGAGAGUAGUAGUGUCACAAAUGAUGGUGUUGGUCUUUUUGACAGUAGUAGAGGAAGCAGUAAUUCUACUGGUGCUAGUAAUGUUCCUGGACUGCCUGAAAGUGGCAUGAACAGCCUUUCUGGAGACAAAGGAAGGCAACAGAGUGUUGAUCAGCAAAAGGGCCACUCUGAUGGUCAGUCACAUAAGAACAGGCCUGAAAGGGCCAAUUCAUCAUCAGCAUUCUCAAACUCCUUUGCUUCCUCUUCCUCCACCACUCCUGCAAGCCAGCCUCGGCAUGCUUCAUUUUCUUCAUCUUCAGCUGUAAGUUUUCGCAUCAGUUCCAGUGGGAACUCCUGGCAUGCCAGGCGGCUAAGCAUUACAUCAUCCUCGUCAGCUGGAAACAACAUAAAAGAACAGUGGAGGGAAAAAGAAAAGGAAGCAAAAAAGAAGCAAAUGCACAAAGACAAAAAAACACUUCUGGCUUCAUGUACAACAGUCACUAAGGAACAAGACAAUAUUUAUGAUCCUUUUAAUCCCACACUAUCUGAUUCAAGUAGCUCUAGCGACGAAGCCGAGACCACAAGUUUGAAUCUCAGCCCUCAGUCUGGCCCAAAUGGAGGGAAACCUCGUAUGUUAGGAAGCAACCAGGGCUCAGUGCUUAGAAGCCAGGAUAUGGUGCAGGUUAAAACGGAAACGGAGGUUUCACAGGAAAAACCCGGGUGUUCACAGCACACUGUAACACCAGGAAUGAUAUUCUCGGCAGAUUGUAUCAAAGUUGAAAAGGAAUCAAAUUUAGUCAACGUUAAGCCUGAGAAGCAAAUGGUCCUCCUUGAUACUAUAACUAAAAAAGAACCACAUUCAGAUGAUUCUGAAAAAAUGGAACCUGAAGAUUAUUACGACAGGGCAAGAAGUGAGAGUGAGCUGAAAAGUAAGAUUGCAGAAAGUACAUCACCUGCUCAUCAACAUGAAGAACACAUAAAAGUUGAGACAAAUCGUCAAGAGAACAGUGAACCUCCUGCUGAAACAUCCAGUAGAUCUCUUCUCAACUACGGGAAUGAUUCAUCAGCUUCCUGUUCAAGUACCAUCACAAAGAAACAGACAGAAGACACUAAAUCAGAUUCACCAACCUGUUCCAGUACCCUCCUAAAAGAUUUGGGCCGUAGGAAGCAAAGUUCCAAAACUUCCAAGAAUCAACCUUCCAGUAGUUCAGAGACAGACAGAGGCAGAAGAGAAGAACGUCAUGUGUCUGAUAAGGGAGGCAAAAAGGACGGGGACAAAGGCAGAGAGAAAGACAGGAACUCAAGGCGAUCAAGAGAAAGACGGAGGGCACCAUCAACCUCUGACAGCUCUCAACCCAAAUCACCAGACAGAACUUACAGGAAGAGGCGGAGGUCCCAAUCACAAUCUAAAGAUAAGACAAAGAGGCGAUCCAGAUCUUGUUCCAGCUCUAGCAGCAGAGAGCGUUCAAGGAUGAAGAAGCAUAAUCGUAGGAGCAAGGAGAGAAAUGAACACACAGAGAGAAGGCGAGGAUCCAAGGACAAAAGACAUGGUCGAUCUCGCUCUAAAUCAAGGUCCGUGUCGCGCUCUAGAUCCAGAACAAGAUCGAGGGAUCGUAAGCGCCGCUUAUCUCGUUCAAGAUCACAGUCUAGAUCCAGGGAAAGGAGGAAAGAUUCUGCCAGACAACAUGCAACAGUCUCUUCCAGAGACAAGGUGGAUUCAAGAUGUAAAGAUAGGAGACAAAGGACUAGAUCCAGCUCAAGAGAGAGAAGGAAAGAUGAUAGAUCAACCAUAUGUACAAACACAACUUCAGCUUCACAUGUUUUAUCCUCCAGAGACAGAAAUCUCCCACUGGAAAGAAAAAAGGAGAAAGAAAUUACUCAAAGAAACUUUGAGAAGAACAAAUGUGCUGAAGUGAAAAAACAAGAGUUGCCUUCCUGUUCUUUUGUUUCUCAGGUCAAAAAUGAAGACCAAAAUUUUGAAGAAGAGAGCCAGGCCAAAGAAAUGUUAAUAGUAUUAAAAAACAAAAAGGAAAUUAAGAAAGAAAAACCUCACCUUCUGGAUAUGUUUGAAGAUUGUCCAGCUGUUAAACAAAUUAAAAGUGAAGAAAACGACGCACCCUCCUUAGCAGUAUCCAACAGCGAUGAUGAGGUAUUGGAAGAUCAUAGCAAGACGAAUUCUUGUGAAACAACCAUAAUCAAAUCUGAGACAAGUCCCACAGAGGAAUGCCCUUCACCGCCUGUCUCCUCACCUUCUACACUGACCAUAGAAGAGCCCCUCCACGACUCAGUUUGUCAGUCUCAGCCAGGUUCAUCAGAGUCUAGCAAACAGCAAAACCCAGCUGGGGUGGCGGUCCCUAUAAAACAGGAACCCUCAGAGUCGGAUGAUGAUUUUAAUGUUGAUGUGAUGCUGGACAGUCUAGAUAAUAUCAAAUCAGAGCAAACUGAGGCUAGCGAUGCAAGUGCUGAACAGGAGAAAGAAGCUGUGGAGGAGAAGUAUGAGGGGGAGCAGAUAUCAGCUAUGGUGGGAUCAAAGUCCAAGGCUCAAGUGAAACGCGUUACCUGGAACAUACAGGAACCAGAGGGGCCUCAGCCAGAGAAAUCUCAGAGCAAGCUAGCACUGUAUAAAUUGAAGCUGAAACAGGAAGGAUUGCGGAAACCCUCUUUGCCUGUCCAGGCAUCCACUCAGGGCACUGUGGGUGACCCCUCGACGAAAGGUGCUGCUGGUUUACAGACUGAUAGCUCAGGUUCUGGAAGCCUCAAUCCUGGGGAGUUAUCAACCACUGAGCAAAGAGAAGCAGAAGAAGGGGAUUUGUCAAGGAAAGACAAGUAUUUGAAAAAGCUGCACAUGCAGGAGAGAGCUGUUGAAGAGGUGAAGUUAGCCAUCAAGCCUUUCUACCAAAAGAGAGACAUCAACAAGGACGAGUACAAAGAGAUUCUGCGUAAAGCAGUUCAGAAGGUUUGCCACAGCAAGAGUGGGGAAAUCAACCCAGUGAAAGUGGGAAAUCUGAUCAAGGCAUAUGUGGAAAAAUACAAACAUGCAAGGAAACAUAAAAAAGGGGAGGAUUCAGCAAAGGUAUCCGAGGAUCAGAGCGAGCAAAUGAAAAUAUCUGACAGUCCAUGAAGAACCACAAACACUCAUGGACAUCCGCAUCUCCAGCUUUGCGCUCUAUAUCUCACGCAAACCCAAUCAAAAUGGUAAACUAAAAUUAAUACCUAGUUCUAAUAUGGAACAGUUUCUUAAAUGUUUGUUGCUAGUAAAAUGUCGACCAGAAACUUUCUUUAAAAAAUGACUUGAAUGCCGCCCAUUUGUGUCUUUUUCUUGGGUCGUUUCUGGCAGAAAGUGAUUUUCUCCAGCUCAGAGACUUCGAAACUCUGAAGUUUUGCCUUAAAAAGGCAUAACUCAAAGACCAUCCGAUGGAAAUAUAAAUCAGGUAGCCUUCUCCUUCAUAUGCCAUAACACAUAGAGGAUUCAGUGUGAUUUUGUUAUUUUGUUGUCUAUGGAUGUUAUUUCUGUUUUCUAUGCAGGGAUUGAGUUAUUUAUGAGUGUCAAAACUAAAUGUCAAGUGGUGAAACUAUGCAGCUGGUGCAUAUUCAUGAAUCUCACAUUACAGAAAGACACCAUUAUGCAAUUUUGUAGAAAAAUUUACCAGUGUGGUAAUAACCCAAUUUUAGUUUCAGUUGUAAAUAAUUCAGAUUUGAUAUAAAUAUCCAAGGGAUUGUUUCAUCUGUAUUGCCUGUUGUGAAUAAUUGACAUCUUUGAUUUUUUUUUCUUUUUUAUUAUAUAUAUAUAUAUAUAUAUAUACAUAGAAGUUAUUUAAGUUCUGUAAUUAAGAGCAUGUGUUGUGUCUUCCACAUCCAACUCUAAUCUACUAAAUCUAGUUGAACAGAGGAAAAGUGAAUACAUAAGAGCCCAGAUCACGAUUUGUGCUCUGGUUCAUUGUGGGGAGGGGUUUACACCAGGAUUACUCUUUUUCAGUCCUUAACAGAGAUGUAGAAAAUACGUUUUUAGAGUUAGUUUUUUUCUCUCAUCAUUUGUAAUAAAAUGAACCAUUUCUUCAAAUAUAUGAAACUUGAUUGGUCUGCUUAUUUUCUUUAACUAGUUGACAGCAUAUUCACAGGGGGUAAUAUAGAUUUUAUUUAGAGUAACUUUAUUUCAACCUUCCCUUUCUUAGAAAUUGUUAGUCCACUUUUUAUCUUUGUUCAGCCUUCUGCUUUCAAGUCUUAUAUUUUUCUUUAAUAUCUUUGGUUCAUUUGCAGAUUUCUGUGCUAUGUUUAGAAAUAAUUGACUAAGUUUAUUGGCUUUGUUUUAUUUGUUGGUGAGGUCAGUUUCUAGGCUGCUCACAUGUUGUAAAUAUUUGUCACUCGAGGUGCAACAGAAGUAAAAUGCCUUUUGCUUGCAAAAUUAUGGUUUUAACCCUUCUGCAGCUGAUAAAGCCGUAUUGUGUCCAAACGUACAUUGUUUCAGUCUUCACUUCUAUGUAUUGCCUAUUAUUUUUAAAAUAAUCACUGCAAAACAAAUUUUGAAUUGUUUGUCAUAUCUACUGUACAUUAGUUACUGUAAUGAUUUACUAGCAGGGUUAUUGGACUCCCUGUGUGUAAAGGCUUUAUGAAGCUAAGGACCUAGAAAGGAAGGAAAAAAGGUGCACAUCCUUAUCUGAAUGUUUUUUAUUUUUUGUUCAUUUAACUUGAUGGAACAGACUGGGUGUUUUUCAAAUGGGACACAAAUAAAACUGUAAUUUAAAUAA